AUGAUGGGAACGAGGCUUCUCCCUGUGCUUGUAAUCGCGCGAUGCAUAUUUGCACAGGAUCACAUCGACUAUGCGCAAUACGUGAACCCGUUCAUUGGGACUGAAGGCGCCAUACCUGGCCUUGCAUGCAAGACACCCAAUUCUCCCUUACCCUUCGGUAUGGUCAAAUUGGGGAUUGAUACCUAUGAAGAAAUGGUCAACAUGAGCGUGCUCAAUGGCGGAUACACACCUCAAGGUUAUGUUACUGGCAUUAGUCUAAUGCACCAGUCGGGUACAGGCGGUGGGCCAAAGUAUGGAUUUCCAUCGCAGAUGCCGCUGACGAAUAUUGAUGGAGAUGUCAAUAUACUGGACAACCAGACAUAUUGGCAGAAUCGAGUUGGCGAGGAUGUGGCCCAAGUGGGAUAUUUUCGUACAGAGCUUGAGUCUGGCGUGGGGAUUGAACUCUCAGCUUCGCGACACGCAGGACUAUACCAUUACACAUACCCUUCGUCAUCGGAGAAGCACGUACUAGUAGACCUCUCACACUAUCUUCCCCAUCUGACGCGCACAUGGGAUACUCAAUUCUACACGGGUGGUGAAGUUGAGAUUCAGCCAAACUCCAGCACCUACACUGGAUACACUUCAAUUGCAGGUGGAUGGAAUAUUGGUGCGCCAGUUACCGUGUAUGUGUGCGGCGAGUUUGAUAGUUUGCCUGACGAGGCACGAGCCUUCAAAGGGAAGAAUACAUUUCCCGCCAGUCGGUACUUCCGAUCGUUCAACAAUGGUACGACACCUCGACCUACGUAUACUGGGUCGACAGCCCGUUCAGGACCGAUGAACGACCGCAUCGGAGCAGUCUUCACCUGGAGUAACGCAACUGAGAUCAAGUCGCGAGUAGGUAUCUCCUUCAAGUCGGUGGACAAAGCAUGCGCAUACAAGAACUCUGAGCUCUCUUCAUGGUCGAUCGAAGAUACCGCACAGGCAUCGCGUGACGAGUGGAACCGUGACGUCUUUUCCAAGAUUCGUGUCGAUACUUCGGAGUCGGCGAACAAGACUAGGCUGGCGUUGCUAUACUCUAGUCUGUACUUCAUGCACCUCAUACCAAGUGAGCGUGUUGGCGAGAAUCCGUUAUGGGAAUCGGAUGAGCCAUAUUGGGAUGAUUUCUAUACCAUGUGGGAUCUCUUCAGAAACCAGGUCUCGUUAUGGCAUCUGAUCCAGCCGAGCUACUACGAGUCCAUGAUCCGAUCUCUGAUUGACAUGUUCAAACAAGAGGGUUAUCUUCCAGAUGGCCGAUCCGGCAACUACAACGGUCUGGUGCAGGGAGGAUCGAAUGCGGACAACGUGCUCGCUGACGCUUACGUGAAGGGUCUGACAGGUAUGAUCAAUUGGACGGAGGGGUAUGCCGCAGUCAAGAAAGACGCUGAUGUCCUGCCGUUCUUCGACGAGAACCCUGUCGACAUGCAAGGCUCGCUCAAAGAAGGUCGCGGAGCACUAGAUGAUUGGAUACCACUCGGCUAUGUCUCAGCUGAUCGCAACACGCGAGCAGUCUCGAAGACGGUAGAGUACUCCCUUAACGACUUUGCCGUCAGCCAAAUUGCCGCUGGCGAAGCACCUGGUGAUCGCGAUCUCUACCUUGGCCGGUCAGCGGGAUGGCAACUGAGCUGGGAUCCUGAGUCUUCGAGUCGCAACUUUACAGGAUUCGUCAUGCCGCGAUACGCAAACGGAACUUUUCACAAGACGUACGACAUUACUGAUUGUGGCAGCUGUAAUUGGGAUGACGAAAGCUAUGAAGGCACCGCUUUUGAAUAUUCUUUCGUGAUUCCCCACGAUAUGUCGCGUGUUAUCACGCUGAUGGGCGGUCCUUCGCACUUCGAAGCCCGUCUCGACUAUGUAUUCCAACCGAAUACGUCUGGUGUGGAUCUAGGCGUGAAUGGCCUCGGCAUUACGACAAUCAACAACAUUGCAAACGAACCGGAUUUUCAAACACCCUACCUCUACAACUACCUCAACAAGCAAUGGAAGAGUGUUGAGCGAAGCCGGCAGCUUGCUAAUGACUUCUACUUCAAUGCAACCAAUGGCAUCCCUGGGAACAGCGAUGCAGGCGCCCUGAACUGCUGGCUCAUAUGGCAGAUGCUCGGAUUAUAUCCUGUUGUGACUACUCCUGUCUAUCUUGUGGAAAGCCCAUGGUUCUCCGACAUCAACAUGACAGUCAACCACGACAAGACGCUGCGGAUCAGGGCUGAGGGCCUAGACGAUGGAGAUGGAAGACAAGGAUAUUACGUUCAAGGAAAUCCUCCGCGCAUCGUCUUGGUCAUGGCAAACAUGUCUCGCCCAAACGCCCACGCGCCUAUCCCUUCAUAUGAAGAGGCCGUCGUCGCGCCCCCGCCCACAACGGCACCACGACGCCCAUCUGAGCCCGAAGCUGCCGAAGAGCUCCCUGCCGACGCGGUGCCACCACCCAUGGUCAUACCAGCGACGCCUCCGCCAGAACUGCCGCCUGCCUACGCUGUCGUGGACGAGAAAGCCACCACUUUUACCAUCUACGGCACCUUCAUCCAUACCCCGAACGCGCCCGCCUACCAGAUAUCCUCGCUCCUCGACGCACGCAUCAACAAGCUUCGCAUACGAAGGUUGCGUGCCGAGGAAGUCACGUUUCUACAAUCCGGCGCGCCGACGGUCGCCUUUGACAACAGCAGCGUCCUUUACGAGGCACACGACCCGCCCUUCGUCAUCAACGAGUACUACAUUCAAGGCAGAGCAGGCAGUACGCUACCCGGCGCUUUGCAGCUUCGAUUCGGGUUGCGCCGAUGGCACGUCGUACAUAUGCCCACGCAGGGCAGUCGACCGAUUGAGAUUAUGACUUGUGGGAAACCAGGCGGCUUCACAAAGGCGCUUAAACAGAGGAAGAACGAGCUGGAACCUAGCCAAUGGAAAGACAGCGAGGGCAAUGUCAUCGCCACCGAAGUGCUAAAGAUGGGCCCAGGAGGCAAGAUGCCAACAAUUGAGCUUAGAGACGAUCUGGAUCAGACAUGUAGGGAGCUGGUUUUGGCGCUUUGGGUCAGUCGGCUCUGGGCCGCUUUUGGAGCAGGGAGCGGAUACGUCCGUUGA
Molecule: messenger RNA, 3087 nt
Organism: Alternaria burnsii
Lineage: Eukaryota; Fungi; Ascomycota; Dothideomycetes; Pleosporales; Pleosporaceae
Product: glycoside hydrolase family 92 protein
Exons: 6
Coding region: 1-3087 (1028 amino acids)
Biological process (GO): protein deglycosylation; protein quality control for misfolded or incompletely synthesized proteins; glycoprotein catabolic process
Cellular component (GO): nucleus; cytosol
Molecular function (GO): peptide-N4-(N-acetyl-beta-glucosaminyl)asparagine amidase activity; carbohydrate binding
Source: RefSeq, a predicted model, not a curated record